AUGCGUCUGUCGGUAAUCACUGUCGUUUCCCUCGCUACGAGCUCCCUUGCUCUCUCCCUCGGUAGCAGAGACGACGCAAAUGCCUUGGCUGCCGAACACGGCCGCGGCCGUGGAGAAGGCUGCCGCGCUGGCGAACGUCCAGGAGGCGGCGGCGGUGGUGGGAUGAAGAGGGACAAUGCAGACCCUCAGAUCGAUAACCACUUCCCGGGAGGUGGUUUCCCGGGAGGUGGUCAUGGCGGUGGUAAGGGCCCCAAGGACUGCGACAAGCCCGACAAACCGAAGCCGAUGCCGCCAGGCCCGGACAAGCCUGGAGCAAGUGACGCGCCCAUGCCAAUGCCAAUGCCAAUGCCCAUGCCUAUGCCGCCGCCGGGCGGAGGUGACAAGCCCAAGCCGAUGCCUCCGGGUGGUGAAAACCCCCCGAAGACGCCGCCUGGACCUGACAAGCCCGGAUCAAGCGACAAGCCUCAGCCGAUGCCACCACCCGGCGAAAACCCCCCGAAGACGCCGCCUGGUCCUGACAAGCCUGGACCUGAUAAGCCUGGAUCGAGCGACAAGCCUAAGCCGAUGCCACCGCCGGGCGGACCUGAUAAGCCGGGACCUGACAAACCCGGAGCUAGUGACAAGCCAAAGCCGGCCCCUGGCCCAGGAGGCGGCGGCGGUGGAGGCGGAAAGGGAGGUGAUGACUGCAAGGGCGGCCGUUUGAGAGAUUGCAAGUCGUUCAAGUUCAUGGCGAAGGGCUCUGUUUCCGGCUCCAUUGGCCAGUUGGAAAGCGGACAGCUUAGAAUCGGACUUGAGCCGGCGACCAUGCACAUGGAAAAGGGGGAGGUCAACGAUGACAAGAAGCGAGGCUGCUGGUGGACUCCUCCCACGGAGACUCUGCAGUGUGACGUUGGCCAGAAGGCCGACUCUGGGUUCUCGGUUGGCUGCGACGGGCAGAUUACGUUCAAGAACCAGACCAAGUUCUUCCAGUGUGAGGCCGAGCAGCAGCAGUACAACAUCUAUAAGAAGGCUGACCAGGGUGCGAACUGCGCUGAGGUCAUGCUAUUUGCAAGUGGCUGCCGUGAAGGAGGCGGCGGCGGAGGAGGUGGCGGUGGAGGUGGCGGCGGUGGUGGAGGAGGAGGAGAAGGAGGAGGAAAGGGCGGCGACAAGCCUGGCGAAGGCGGCGGUAAGGGCGGCGACAAGCCGGGCGGAGGGAAGGGAAACCCUUCUCCCCCGAACAACGGCACGGGCAUGCCGGGCAACGGGAACCCGCCUGAGAUGCCGCCUGCGAAGCCUCCCAAGUCUAGGUUCAGGUUUUUGCAGCGCCUUUGA
Colletotrichum aenigma is the source of this 1311-nucleotide messenger RNA. RefSeq lists its product as uncharacterized. The record is from RefSeq and is a predicted model, not a curated record. Lineage: Eukaryota; Fungi; Ascomycota; Sordariomycetes; Glomerellales; Glomerellaceae. Bases 1 to 1311 code for a protein of 436 amino acids. The transcript is spliced from 2 exons.